This is a messenger RNA of Elephantulus edwardii (Cape elephant shrew), 2802 nucleotides long. Its product is annotated as NACHT, LRR and PYD domains-containing protein 9-like. The transcript is spliced from 8 exons. Bases 1 to 2802 code for a protein of 933 amino acids. NCBI's taxonomy places the organism in Eukaryota, Metazoa, Chordata, Mammalia, Macroscelidea, Macroscelididae. Gene Ontology annotation, cellular component: cytoplasm. Gene Ontology annotation, molecular function: protein binding. The record is from RefSeq and is a predicted model, not a curated record. Gene Ontology annotation, biological process: regulation of inflammatory response.
AUGUCGGAAUCUUGGCUGUCAUUCUUCAGUUUGCUGUGUUACCUGGAGGAACUUGAAGAAGAAGCGUUCUCCAAGUUCAAAGAGCUGCUUGAGCAGGAAGUGCUGAAACGUCAGCUGGAGCCCCUUUCUGUGGCCAAGCUGGUGGGGACCUCAAAAAUGAACCUCAUGAGGGUUCUGGUCAAGAAGUACACGGAGAAGCAGGCCUGGGAGAUGACCUUGGAUGUCUUCGAACAGCUCGGUCAGAGACACCUCUGGGAGAAGGCCAAGAAGGAGAUGAGAUGUAAGAUCAACCCCUACAGGAAGCACAUGGAGGCCAAGUUCCGCCUUCUGUGGGAAGAAGAAACCUGUCUCCCAGUUCCAGAAUCUUUCUACAAAGAAACCGUCAAGGUGCAGUAUGAAGACCUGAAAAGCGCAUUCACUUCCGACGGGACAAGCUCAAGGCCGCUCACCGUAGUUCUGAGAGGCCCCGAAGGAAUCGGAAAAAGCACCCUUCUCAGAAGAGUGAUGCUGGACUGGACAGAGGGGAACUUGUGGAGGGACAGAUUCACCUUCGUCUUCUUCCUGGAUGUCCAUGAGAUGAACCACAUGAUAGAGACCAGCUUAGUGAAGUUCCUCUCCAGGGACUGGCCCGAGUCUUGGGAGCCAAUUGAAGACGUUUUCUCCCAGCCCCAGGAGAUCUUGUUAAUCAUAGAUGGCUUGGAGGAGCUGAAGUUGAACUUGAUGCUGGAAAACAAAACAUGUCAUGACUGGAGGCAGGAGCAGCCGGUAGAGAUUAUCCUGCGUAGUUUGCUGCGGAAAAAUCUGCUCCCAGACGCUUCUCUGCUUACUGCAUUGGGACCGUCGGGUUUUGGGAAAAGCAGUUUGUUACAGUACCCGAGAUACAUAACCCUCCAUGGGCUCUCGACGCACGAAAGGAAGCAAUACUUCUCCCAUUUUUUCCUUGAGAAUCAAGCCGUGGAAGCUUCCAGCGUCCUGCGAGACAAGAAAAUCUUGUACUUAUGCCAAACCCCCCUUCUGUGCUGGCUAAUCUGCUCCUGUGUGAAAUGGCAAAUGCACAGAAGGGAGGAACCGGAGAUUGUCGGCCACAAUCUGACGUCUCUGUUUGUGUCUUUCUUCGUCAGCGUGGUGAGAGGAGGCUAUGAGAACACUCCACCCAAGCGGAGCACCUUCCAGAUAAAAGCCUUGUGUUCCUUGGCUGCAGAGGGUUUGUGGUCUCAGAACUUUCUCUUCUGCCAGGAGGACCUGGAGAGGCACGGACUCAUCGGUUACGACGUGUCGCUGUGGCUGGACCUGCGUCUUCUCCGCCGGCACUGUGACCACAUUUCAUUCGCCCACCAGCUGGUGCAGGGCUUCUGCGCGGCCUUGUUCUGCUACACCAGGGAGCCCAAAGACAAGCCCACCUGUGUGGUUUACAACCUCAUCGAUCUGGCCGUGUCUGGUAUCUGGCACAUGCACGACUACUUCCCCCAGCUGAGACUGUUCAUGUUCGGAAUUCCAUCCCUAAGGACCAGGACGGUGCUGGGGACGUCAGUUGGUCUGAAGCUUGGCCAGCAGACGUGGCAGGAGCUAGUCUUGUGUCUCAGAGGCUUCAUUGAGAAAGAGGAUCAGAAGCCCAAUUACCUGGACCUCUUCAGUAGUCUCUACGAGACCAAGGAGCAGAAGUCUGUGACCCAAGUCAUGGAUCGUUUCAGAGACAUGGUGGUUCACAUUGACAGUAUUCGGAGCUGGGUAGUGGCUUUGUACUGCCUGACCCAUUGCCGGAAUUUGCAGGAGCUGAGCAUCUAUGUCGACAAUGUCUUCUCAGAGGACUCUGGCCCAGUCUCGAUGAAAAGGAAGCGCACCCUCUGGAAGAAGCUCUGCUUGGUGUUGAAGGCCAGCAAGAAACUGCGUGUGUUGAAGCUGGACAACUGUGACCUCAGUGACGCCUCCCUGGCAAUUCUUGGCAGAGCCGUGGCGCACCCCAUCUGCCAACUGGAGACCCUCACGUUGGAAAGUUGUAACAUCACACAUGAAAACUGUGCAGACCUCGCAUCUGUCCUCCUGUGCAAUCAGAAGCUGACGUACCUCUCCCUGAAACAAAAUCCCCUGGGAGAUGAAGGAUUCGAGAUACUGAGUGAUGCCCUGAAGCAUCCAAACUGUGUUCUGAUGGUGCUGAUGUUCGAGUUCUGCUGUCUGUCACCCAUCUCCUGUCACUACCUCUGUGAAGUUUUGUUACACGGCCCACCCCUGAUUGUUCUUAAUCUGGAUUCAAAUGUUCUGGGUGAGCAUGGAGUGUGUACCUUAUGUGUCAGCUUGAAGAAUCCACUCUGUCAUGUGCAAGAAUUGCGGAUCUCUGGAUGUCUUCUUACUCCCAGCUGCUGUGAAGAAAUUGCCUCUGUUCUUCCUAUCAACCAUUCUCUGAAGUCACUGAAACUGGGAUACAAUGAAAUCCUGGACGCUGGUGUGAAGCAUCUGUGUGUCGGUUUGACGCACCCUAACUGUAAUUUAGAAAUGCUCACGAUUGAAAUGUGUGGUCUCACCAAUGCCUGCGUGAAGGACCUUGUCUCAGUGCUCACCACCAGCAAAACACUCAGAAUGAUGAACCUUAGUUGGAUCACCUUGGACUACGAUGGCGUGUCAGAGCUGUGCAAGGCCCUGACUGACCCGAACUGUGUCAUGGAUCUAUUCGGGAUACAUAUAGAUGAAAUGGAUGAGAAAAGUAAAAUGCUUCUGCUGUCUGUCGAAAAAAGAAAUCACAGUGUGGCCAUUACAGAUGAACUUUCGCUUUUUGAUGGCUACUACAAGAACGAUACAAUGAACUAG